GAGACUUUAUGAAGAUGGAGAUAUUGAGUUAAGUACCAAGUGCUCGAGAGAGCUAGAGUUUUUAUUUUAUUUCGCAUAGUACCCAGUUAUUAUUACAGUGAAUGUGGAGUGGAAGGUGGAAGAAAUAAAAGAUCGGAAGUUAAGCAAAGGGCAAAUAUGUUGACUGCGUGGGGCUUCGGAGUAGAGGUUGGAGCGAUAUCAUAAGAAUGUAUAUAAUAAUAUGAGAAUUGAGAGUUGAGAGCUAAGAGCUGGCAGACAGGACCAUAAGAAAUGCCGUAGGCCGUAGCCGCACCAUACCUAGAACUCUCAAGGAUUCUUAAAAAGUGUUACGGUGAACGAUUCACUGACUUGGUGUGACUCAGUACCCAGUAUCCAGUUCCAUACUCUACACUCUACUCCACCACCAGUCCAACAGUUUAUUUCUUUACUGUCGAGCAGUUGAUCCUCCUCAGUAGACUCAGUCGGAGUACUGCAUUCAUUAAAUAUUUAUCCGGUCAGUUAUAUAUCAGUGUUGUGUAUUUACAUUGAAGUAUACGUUUAUUAUUAAUAAUAAUAAUAUACUUCAAUGAACUUGUGUCAUUAAUAAGUCAAGUCAUUCAAUUUAUAUUUUAAUUAAUAAUAAUAAUAAUUGAUUAUUUAUAAUAGUCUCUUUGUAUUAUUAUAAUUAUACAUAUACAUAUAUUGAAUAAUAUGUUUUAUUGUGAAUACAAAUAAAUUAAAUAGAUUUAAAUUAAAUGAGAAUGGAAUAUGUGCGGUAAUUAAUUGGGUCGAGAUUAAAUGGAGAUUAAUGAAAGAGAGAGAUAAUAAAUAAAUAAGAAAAAGAAAAAUGUCGAAAGAAUGUAGAUACUUUGUUCAGCAUGUUUGGAAAGAAGAUCUCUGUGCAAAUUGCUUUAAAUCACGUGAAGAUCAUCAUAAGGCAUUAAAAGAACGUGCUAAGGUUUAUGUUCCCUCGCCUGAAAUAACAAAUUUCAAGAGUAUUUUGAGAGACAGUAAUGGCAGACAAUCAGAAUUGCCUAGAAAAAGUGUCGAUUUUCCAGAAGCAUUGACGGAAGUUAUCGGUUAUGGAGGAGAUUAUAUUUAUAGUGAUGAAGAGUCUGAUGUAGAGUAUUAUGAUGACAGAGCCGGUGAAAAAUCAAAAUCUGAUGAACAUGUGCCAGAGAAUGAGGAGGAUCGUGCGCUGAAUAAUAUCACUCGUGCAAAUACGAAUUUCAAUCGUACGACUGCAAAUAUUGUAGACUCGCCAUCACCAUCAUCUUCAUCUUCUUCUUCAUCUUCAUCUUCAUCUCCAUCGUUGUCUACAACAGCGACUACGAUCACAACUACGAGUACGACUGAUGCCAAAGGUUUAAAUAAUUUAAUGCUCGGCACUAUUCAGAAAGACAAUGAUGGUAAGAAAAGGACGUUGUUGGUGUCUGUGACGCCAUUUAAAUCUGAAAGUACUAUUGGGCCAUCAAAACUUGAUCGAGAUUGGCUGGAUCGUGAUGUCGCUGUAAGGAAUUUAACGGAUAUAAAAAUUGAUUCAAGCGUUACAAAUGCCAUAAGUACUGAUAAAAAACCUAAAAUAAUUCUUGAUAAGAUCGUAGACAUGCCGCUUAUUGAGUCGAAUAAUUUUAUAUCGAUGACUAAGAAGCAUGAAGCUAAGCUUGCUUGUGAUAAACCUGAUAUUAAAUACUCAAAAGCAUCGUCGGACCUCGCCAAGCAUAAAGGAGUUGAUCAAGUAGGAUUAAAAAGCCAUAGUGAGAUGAUUAAUUGUAAUAAAAUGUUGAAAGAAUCUGUAAAUAGUGAGGAAAUUGCCAUUCCCGAUUUAGGCGAGCGUACUAUUGAAGGAGAAUCUAUUGUAAUUGAGUCCUUGAAUGCUAAGGAUGAAACUAAGGAAAAUGUUGAUGAUGAUAAUAAUGAUUCUGAUGAAAGUAAUGUUAAUAAUAAUAUUAAUAAUGAUAAUAGUGAUGCUAAUGACAAUAAUAAAGAAUUAAUGAUGGAAAAUAGUAGAGAAGAUGCUGGAGCACCGGAUGGCAAAGCUGCUGAUGACGAAAUGUCGGAAUCGUCUUGUUCAUUGACUCAUGUAUCAACAAUACCACGCAGUUCAUUUCUUCAUGGCGAAACUACUUUUAAAUCUGACAGUUCUCCUAAGUCUGUCAGCACCGAAUCAUCAGACGAUAACACUUUGAGCAAUGAAAUUAGUGAUGAUGAUAAAUUAGUUAUUAAGGAAAUUGUUGUUAAGACAAAAGUGAUUGGAAAUAAGAGAAAAAGUCACGAUAGCUGUGGUAGUCAACGAAGACAAGCACCAAAACCACCGGAUCAAAUGACUGAAGAAGAGUCUCUCAGCACAUUGUUUGCAAGAAAUCCAAUAUCAAAUAUUAAGUAUGAUAGUCCGGUUGUGAGAGAAAAAGAAAAACGCGAACGUGCUACAUCAUGUAGUCCAAAGUUCAGUCGUACUGAUGAUGACGAACUAAUGAAUAAUCAGACUUAUUCUGCAAAUGUAAAUAAUGAAAAUUCUCGUAAGAGUAUAUCAUUAUCUGAGUACAGUUUAAAUUCAUACUCCCGUGAGUCAUUGGCUGGUGAUAAUACUGUGCAAGACAAAAAAAAAGGCAAGUCAAGAUUUUCGCUUAAAAAAUUAUUGCGCAUCGGUGCUUCUAGAAAAGAAAUGAAUAUUACAACUUGCUCACACACAUUCGCGGAAAAUUUUGAUGAUGACAGUGGGAGCUGUAUGAAAAUUACUUCUUCAAGUCCAAGUUCAAGUCCACGUGAGCAGCACACGGCUAAUUGUAAGUCUAGGCCUGAAAUCAUUCAUCCGUUGGAAUUCAAUGGCGCGGCUGUUGAAGUAUUGCGUCAUGAUAAACUAAUUAAUAGUCCGAAUCAAUCCGUCGGUCGUGCUGACGCCUGUGCUGAUAAAUCCCGUUAUUCCCAGACUGUUGCUCAUCUAGGAAAACCACCAUCGCCACCUAAGAAUGUUCAGCCGUCUAAAAAUUACUUGCAUUCAUUGAUGAAAAAAUCAGCAAACUCUUCUCCGCCGUUAAAAGAUCACAAAAAACUUGAUGACAACUGGAAAGCUUCAGCAAGUCACAGUAAUUUGACAAACGAUGCAAUUUAUGCUAAUCUAGCAGCGGAGGAUGUUGCAGGUGAGGUAAGGAGUGGCAUUGCACCCUCUAAGCCUCAACGAACCUCCAGCAUACGAAGUGUACUGUCUCAGUCAGUCAAGAAAUCCGAUGAUGAUGAUGAUGAUACGAGUUAUCACACAGUUAAUAUUGAUUCCGUUGAUUCAUCUCGGCCUGUUGAUGACAAUCAUACCAAUAACUCUUCUCAUUCAAUUGACAAUGAUUUAAAUAUUAAAAUAAACGAAGACAAUGAGCGACAAUGGAAAAAUCAUUUUGAAUCGUGUCUUCGUCAACGUCGAGGCCGUAAUAUUUUUCACCGCAAUCUUGAGGAUAAUUAUAAUGCACUCGUUAUCGCAAAUCAUGAAUCUCUUGCUCAAUUAUUUCAACAAUUAGUGCAAGAAAAUCAAUUAUCGUCAGUUUCAUGUAUCAAGAGAACUAAUCUACAAUUAAAUGAGUUUAAUAUAAAUGUAGAUACAAUUCAAAAAAUUGGCUGUAGAAUUUUUUGCUCAGCUACAUGGAAUAGUAAUCAAGUUAUUUUGUGUUUUUCAUCGGGUGGUCUCACUUCUCUGCCGACUUACAGAGAAUUUUUUAUCGCUCCUUUGGUUGAAUUCAUCGAUUCACUUCCGGACAAUUUAUUUAACAAUUAUACCGAGGAUAUUUCACACGAAAAUGUAACCGUAUCCGUUUUAACGCACAUCCAAGUGGCAACUAUUUCAUCUUACGUCACUUCAAUACGUCAAAAUAAUUGCGAAAACUUAUUUCAACAAACUUGUUUAGUACUUUUACAAUUGGUGAAUGCAUUAAAAAAUCUUCAGGCACGGGGUAUUGAAGAGUUUCCAAAGAGUUUGAGUAACGUUGUGCUUUGCCAAGAGGAAAAGAUAUUAUCAUGGCGAUUAUAUCUUCUUCAAAAUUUGCAUAUUGAUGCUAAUGAUGGCGAAGAAUAUGUUUCUCUUUGUCAAUGUGCUUUAGAAGCUCUUAAAAUGCUUGAUUUGAUAAAUAAAUUUCCUAUUAUCAAACAAUUGUUAAUUCGUGAGAGAGCUGUCAGUCUUUCUCAGGUAAAGGCAGUACUUGAAUACUCACUAUGGGGUCCACCUCAUUCAGUCUUAGGAGCUUGGAAAGAACGUGAAAUAAUUUUACAACGAUGGCUUGAUCUUGAGCGUGCUAAUGUCCUUCACGCUCUAAUUAAAAAACACACACCUCUUACAGUUGCUGAUGAGUACCAACUAGCGUUUUUAAUUCACACAACUGGAAAAAUAAUGUGCGAAGCUUCUGUGCUACUCGACGAACAAAGAUCCGAUGAUGGUCACAGUAAAAUGUAGAAAAUAAAGCAGCU
Molecule: messenger RNA, 4428 nt
Organism: Microplitis mediator
Lineage: Eukaryota; Metazoa; Arthropoda; Insecta; Hymenoptera; Braconidae
Exons: 10
Coding region: 827-4414 (1195 amino acids)
Source: RefSeq, a predicted model, not a curated record